AUGGCAUCCAACCGUAACAGUACACCCGAGCAAGAGACCGAGGCCCUCGAUAAGGCUGCCCGUGAAUGGAUUAAUGACCUUGAGACUUAUGAAAACACUCUCGAGGAGAUGGCAUCGGCCGCUCUGGACCAGGAAUUUAAAGAUGAGCUGAGUGCCAUCGAGCAAUGGUUUCGCGUACUUAGUGAAGCCGAAAGGACCGCAGCUCUGUACGCACUCCUUCAACAGACUACACAAGUUCAAAUCAGGUUUUUUAUCCAGGUUCUUCAGCAGAUGGCUAGGUCUCAUCCGAUGUCGAACAUUCUUUCCCCCAACACCUUUGAGAAAGAUGCUAUGGCCUCUCGUAUGAAUGAUGCAAUGAAUAAGUUGAACAUGGGAAGUACUCGUGAUUCCUUUAGUCGCCCUCCUCCCUCUCCGGGUGCACCCCCUAGAAACUCCGGAAUGGACUCCAAUGCCCAAGCCAUGUUCCCGGAUGCGGCUGCUGCAAUCGCGGCCCAGCGAGCUAUGAUUGCCGGUCAGGGAGGAAAUGGUGCAGCAAAGUCCAACCGUAACAGCGCUCUGUUUGAAACCCGUCCGUCGUCUUCAUUGACGCCGUCCAUCUCCGGUCCAAACAAUGGCUCAAAGGAAAAUCCACCGCCGUCUCCGUGGAACCGCCCUAGCAAUGAUUCAAAUAAUGAGAAUUCCCGUCCGAAGUCAGCUGCUGAAUCCAUGGGUAAUUUUCAACUUCCUCCGCCAUCUGCUGGUCUCCGGUCACCCCGUAACCCUCCUCCGCAGAUCACCGGCAACACUAACCUUCAGACAACAACGUUAAAUGCGCCAUCUAAUGGCGGCAUGGAAAUGCCUCAGCUCUCCCCGUACGGCGAUGCACCCAGCGGCAACUGGGCCUCUAUGGUCAACACACCUGUUGUACCUAUGUUCCCUCAGUCAGCCAAUGCUGAUAUGGUUGCCAAUGCUACAGCCAUGAAGUUGGCUGCUCUGUCAACUGUGAAUAAUCGUAUCAUCCUCGACAACGAUCCGAAAGGCUGGGGCAACCACGGUCUCAACUCUCCACGCAAUAUAUCCAUGAAUUCCAUGUCGAACCUGAACCCGCAGAACAUCACGAUGUAUAACGAACACGGCCAGCUAGUACACAUACCCGCAGCUGCGGCUGCCGCUGCUCUUGCCCAACAACAGCAGCAAAAUGGCUCUCCGCUUCUGGGAGGUCGUUCUCGACCCAACUCUCCUGGUGUUUUCCACUCGCCUGCCGCGCAGUGGGGUGGUAUGGGGUUUACGUCUCCACAAGCUGGUGGAUUCCUUGCAGCGCAGUCUCCCCUUCUUAAUAGCAAUUUACUCGGACAGUUUGGAGGUAUGCCAACUGAAGGCUAUAACUCUGAUGACGUGAACAACCGUGGCAGGAGCCCGAGAGGAAGAAGAGGCAGUUCGAAGCCACCAGAAGAUCCUACCGACCCCAACCUUCUAAAUGAUAUCCCAACUUGGUUGAGGAGUUUAAGACUUCACAAGUACACAGACAAUCUUAAGGAUUUAAAGUGGCAAGAACUAGUUGAACUUGAUGAUGAUGCUUUGGAAAAAAGAGGUGUUAAUGCAUUGGGUGCAAGGAGAAAGAUGUUGAAGGUCUUUGAGCAAGUAAAGGAAGCAAAGGAAGAGGGGAAGCUUUGA
Molecule: messenger RNA, 1653 nt
Organism: Morchella importuna
Lineage: Eukaryota; Fungi; Ascomycota; Pezizomycetes; Pezizales; Morchellaceae
Exons: 5
Coding region: 1-1653 (550 amino acids)
Biological process (GO): regulation of mRNA stability; nuclear-transcribed mRNA poly(A) tail shortening
Cellular component (GO): P-body
Molecular function (GO): translation repressor activity; protein binding; mRNA binding
Source: RefSeq, a predicted model, not a curated record